AUGUCUGGAAACUCAAACGUUGGUAACCGUGGCGUCUACGAGGCUGGCGACCAGAGGAACGCCCCCGAGUCUGAGAACACCCACGAGCGGUUCAACGAAGGAGUUGAGAACUCCCAUCUCAGCCUGGAUUCCAAGGAUGAGCGAUCAAUUGCCAACCGAUUGGCGGCCGAGGAGCAACAGAAAAGAGAGGAGGCCGAUGAUGACAUCGAGACACAACGGUUGAAGGAGGACCCUACUCUGCCUGCUCGCGCGCACGGUAAUGAGCCUUCAAGGGGCGCCAAGAUUGACGCUCAAAUCCAAGCACAGGAAGAAGAGGAGCUCAAGCGAAAGGGCAAGGCUUAG
This is a messenger RNA of Fusarium vanettenii 77-13-4, 342 nucleotides long. RefSeq lists its product as uncharacterized. The coding region runs from base 1 to 342 and encodes 113 amino acids. Lineage: Eukaryota; Fungi; Ascomycota; Sordariomycetes; Hypocreales; Nectriaceae. The record is from RefSeq and is a predicted model, not a curated record. The transcript has 4 exons.